UCUUCCACCCGUGGACUCGUCAGGGCGUGAGGACCUACCUCACGUGACCAUUAGCAGCCUCCCGAUUGGUUUUGCUCCUUUUCUCUCCCCAAUCAGUGGGCUGAUGCGCCGAGAAGGUCGGGCGCAUGCGCAGUGCUCGGAUUUUGCUUGGCUACCCGGAGUGAAGCGAACGGGUUGGGCGAUAAACAGGCCGUGGCUAGGGAAGACGGAGAGGGGGCGUUCGCUCCUCUUGGACUUUUCAUGCCUUUUUUUUUUUCCCAGAUGUGGCUUGGUCUGGACGCAAGGUCCCAGCAGCCAGCUUAAGCUUACUCUUUUGUGAAAGGGGAAAGUAUCCCCUGUGGAAAGCAGUUAAACUUGUGGAGAGAGUGCGAGACGUGAGUUCUCCCCUAUGUCAGGCGAAUGGUGUGGCCUUGAGCUGGUCCAGGAGCCGGCUCGACGUGUCUGAGGGAGGCCCCAGAGGGGGCGGGGAGGUGGCCCUGAGAACGCGGGUUCUGUAAAGAGACGUUGGGAAGAUUCGAUUCCGAGAAGAGGAAGAGCCGGAUUGAAAGAGAGCCAGGCCUCUGAGUGGGAGGGGGCUGCUAAGAUGGCGUCGGCCUCCUCCGGGCCGUCGUCUUCGGUCGGUUUUUCAUCCUUUGAUCCCGCGGUCCCUUCCUGUACCUCGUCCUCAGCAGCAUCUGGAAUCAAGAGACCUGUGGCACCUGAGGUCUUGGAAGCUAAACAGGAUUCUUACAUCUCAUUGGUGCCUUAUGCCUCUGGCAUGCCCAUCAAGAAAAUAGGCCAUCGAAGUGUUGAUUCCUCAGGAGAGACAACAUACAAAAAGACAACCUCAUCAGCCUUGAAAGGUGCCAUCCAGUUGGGCAUUACCCACACUGUGGGGAGCCUGAGUACCAAACCAGAGCGUGAUGUCCUCAUGCAAGAUUUCUACGUGGUGGAGAGUAUCUUCUUCCCCAGUGAAGGGAGCAACCUGACCCCUGCUCAUCACUACAAUGACUUUCGUUUCAAGACCUAUGCACCUGUUGCCUUCCGCUACUUCCGGGAGCUAUUUGGUAUCCGGCCUGAUGAUUACUUGUAUUCCCUCUGCAGUGAGCCGCUGAUUGAACUCUGCAGCUCUGGAGCUAGUGGUUCCCUUUUCUAUGUGUCCAGUGAUGAUGAGUUCAUUAUUAAGACAGUCCAACAUAAAGAGGCGGAGUUUCUGCAGAAGCUGCUUCCAGGAUACUACAUGAACCUCAACCAGAACCCUCGGACUUUGCUGCCUAAAUUCUAUGGACUGUACUGUGUGCAGGCAGGUGGCAAGAACAUUCGAAUUGUGGUGAUGAACAAUCUUUUACCAAGAUCGGUAAAAAUGCAUAUCAAAUAUGACCUCAAAGGCUCAACCUACAAACGGCGGGCUUCCCAGAAAGAGCGAGAGAAGCCUCUUCCCACAUUUAAAGACCUAGACUUCUUACAAGACAUCCCUGAUGGUCUUUUUUUGGAUGCUGACAUGUACAACGCUCUCUGUAAGACCCUGCAGCGUGACUGUUUGGUGAGUUUUAUGGGUGGCAUCCCUGCCCGGAAUAGUAAAGGGGAAAGGCUUCUGCUUUAUAUUGGCAUCAUUGACAUUCUGCAGUCUUACAGGUUUGUUAAGAAGUUGGAGCACUCUUGGAAAGCCCUGGUACAUGACGGGGACACUGUCUCAGUGCAUCGCCCAGGCUUCUACGCUGAACGGUUCCAGCGCUUCAUGUGCAACACAGUAUUUAAGAAGAUUCCCUUGAAGCCUUCUCCCUCCAAAAAGUUUCGGUCUGGCUCAUCUUUCUCUCGGCGAGUAGGCUCCAGUGGCAACUCCUGCAUUACUUACCAACCAUCGGUCUCUGGGGAACACAAGGCACAAGUGACAACAAAGGCGGAAGUGGAGCCAGGCGUUCACCUUGGUCGUCCUGAUGUUUUACCUCAGACUCCACCUUUGGAGGAAAUCAGUGAGGGCUCACCUAUUCCUGACCCCAGUUUCUCACCUAUAGUUGGAGAGACUUUGCAAAUGCUAACUACAAGUACAACCUUGGAAAAGCUUGAAGUUGCAGAGUCAGAGUUCACCCAUUAAGCGCAAAGCCUCAGAAGACCUGGAACAAGAUUCUGCCAUCUCUGUGAUCCCGAGAUGUGUCAGCCCUUGCCCCAGCAAUGCUGAAUUUUCUUCUACUUGGUCAUCAAAAAAGGAGUGUAAUAGAAGCGAGGGGAGCUCCUCCUCCAUCUUCUUACUGAAGAAGAACCUCCUCUCCUUCCCCUUCCUCAUGAAUGGGCAUUAGUGCCUCAGACAGUUGAGGACCGAAGCAUCCCCUCCACUCCAGAGUUGGGUGGUACGGAUUUUCAACUGGCUAACCCUUGGCCUCCACAAUUGAAUUUUUUUCAGACCCCCAUUCUUCAUGCUGGAAAUGGGAUUGCUGUACUUGGCAGUUUUCUUUCCCCUCAUCUUUGACCAGGAACUGGACUCUUAGUUUCCUCAGGACAGACUAGCUGGCACAUUAUCUCCACCUUAGUUCUUUCUCCCUGAUCCCUGGAAGAAUACCCCUGUAAUCUCUGUAAAGGUUUUUGGGGGGAUAAGGGAGUUUAACCACCUCCCAGCGUUCUUUUUUUUUUUUUUUUCCUGAAAAAAGGAAAAAGCGCACAGCACACGGUUUCAAGCCAGCUUCAGAUCAAAACUCCAGAAGUGUUGACAAGAUGCCUAUUCGUAGGGUUCCCUCAGAAGAGCCAUGGUGUUUGUGAAGAGAAGAGUAGUGAUUGCUCUGCCAGAAGCAGCUCCUCUUUAAGCCCCUCCUUUCUUGAUGAAUUUCUUAAGGCUGAAGGAAUGGAGAGUGGGACAUGGGGUAAUCUUUACCCCUUUUGUUAAAACAGGAGGCAGCCAUGGGCUGGGAGAUCAUAGCCCUUCCUAGGCAGAAUCCUGUUCACUGCCAAGCUAUAAUAAUUAUUACUAUUUUGCAAUUUGAAAUAUAUUCUGGUUGAUUUUCUAAAUGUGAAGACUUACUAAAUGAAUUUUAGAUCAUUCUCCAAAGGAGAUUUUUUUGCUCUUCUCAUCUUUUCCAACAGUGUUCUCCUGUUUGUGGAGCUAAGGUGAAGAGGGGACACCUGUCUGUUUUAUCAGGCAGUCCGUAUCUAUGAGACCAGUAAAUAUUUUCUUAAACUCAUGGGGAGACAGCAGAUUCUUGCCUUGGUGAGGUCAUUGCUGUGCCAUAUGUCCUACCCCCCUGUCUUCAUGCAGGGAAGUUGGAAAUGGGGGCUACAUAUGCCCUCUCCUCCCCAUCUACAAGAGUUGUGGUUUUCCAUCUGAUUCUUCCACUCUUGUCAGGGGAAGAAGAGGGCCUGGUAUCUCAGGCAGAUUGUUGAAUUCUUGUUCUAUCCCUUCUCUAUCCCACCCUGCCUUGAUAAUAUGUUAGCCCAUACCCCAAAUAACUGUCUAUAUUAGACACCCCCAGCCAGUUUCUGGCUGCCUGUCUUUGCUGCCAUGUUCUUUUUUACAAGAAGGAAAGAGUUCUUGCUAUUUUUUUUCAUAAUUUACUAUUUAUGAUGUAUUUAAGUGUUUUAUUAAGGACACAGUUCUGUUAGGGGUGGGAGGGAAUAUUUAAGGGAGGGCUGGGUCUUAGGGAAAGGAAUGGGGAAUCAACAUUUUUAUGAAGUGUCACUAUUUGCCUUUACUUUGUAUUGUUCAGAAAUGGCAAAUACAAUAUAAAAGUGAUACAUGGUUUUAAUGUAAUAAACUUUAAUCGGUUAUUUAGA
This is a messenger RNA of Mandrillus leucophaeus (drill), 3741 nucleotides long. It is a transcript of the gene PIP5K1A, whose product is annotated as phosphatidylinositol-4-phosphate 5-kinase, type I, alpha. Lineage: Eukaryota; Metazoa; Chordata; Mammalia; Primates; Cercopithecidae. Gene Ontology annotation, biological process: phosphatidylinositol metabolic process. Bases 584 to 2074 code for a protein of 496 amino acids. The record is from RefSeq and is a predicted model, not a curated record. The transcript is spliced from 15 exons. Gene Ontology annotation, molecular function: phosphatidylinositol kinase activity.